Messenger RNA from Hypomesus transpacificus, 3012 nucleotides. It is a transcript of the gene drd4-rs, whose product is annotated as dopamine receptor D4 related sequence. The record is from RefSeq and is a predicted model, not a curated record. Gene Ontology annotation, cellular component: plasma membrane. The coding region runs from base 749 to 2014 and encodes 421 amino acids. Lineage: Eukaryota; Metazoa; Chordata; Actinopteri; Osmeriformes; Osmeridae. Gene Ontology annotation, molecular function: dopamine neurotransmitter receptor activity, coupled via Gi/Go; G protein-coupled receptor activity. Gene Ontology annotation, biological process: adenylate cyclase-inhibiting dopamine receptor signaling pathway; adenylate cyclase-activating adrenergic receptor signaling pathway. The transcript is spliced from 6 exons.
GUGAGAGUGAGACAGAAAUAGAGAUAGAGACAGAGUGAGAGAGAGAGACAAAAGGAAUGUAAAAGGAAGAGUCCAAGAAGGAGAGCCAGAGCAGGAGAGAGGACUGCGAGAAACAGAAAGGGCGGGAGACUGUGUGUGUGAAUAGAGAGAAAGGGAGGGGGUGGAAGAGGCAGUGUGAUAGAGAGAGAGAGAAAGGGAGAGAGAGAGAUAGAGGGAGGGAGUUUUUGAGUACAAGUGCUUUCUCGUCCUCUUCCCAGGGAAGAUGAGGGCUCCCUGACAUUGUGUCAUAUCGCAGGUGAAAAGACGGGAAAAGUUUCAGACAUCUUUGUCAUGGACGAACACUUCCCACAGACACCUGGAGCAGGGAAACCUGCACAGCACAUCCCAGUCUGACAGGCAGAGGAGGGAGACAACUGUUGGUGGACGACAGCUGGAGGGCAGAUACAGAACAUCAGAGCGCUGAGACAGUGAGGAAUGGGAACCUAUUUGAGUGACAAGAUAAAGGGGAAUCAAACUACAAGGUUCACAGCUUUAAAUCCUGCUCAUCCGUGUGUGACUGAGGUGUGAUCUACGUUAACCAUGGCUGUGGCAGGAGUCAUCAGGGGAACACACUGCGCUGACACAUACACACUCAACGCACCUCACCGACACACCAAGGUCAAAACACAGAUCACACCCCGCUCAACUCUGGGCUUUGCAUCCUCAAGAUGUUAACUUCAGUGCAGCAGUGCUGUUUGGGGCCUCCAUCAUGGACAACGUGACACCCGGCAUCCCUCCAGAGGGCUUGGACCAGGGGGGUUACAACUACCUGGCGCUGAUUCUGGGUGUGCCGCUGAUACUGAUCAUCAUCCUGGGCAACAUCCUCGUGUGUCUUAGCGUGCUCACCGAGCGCUCGCUCAAAACAGCCACCAACUACUUCAUCAUCAGCCUGUCCGUGGCAGACUUACUGCUAGCUGUGUUGGUGCUUCCUCUUUACGUCUACUCUGAGUUCCUGGGAGGAAUCUGGACCCUCAGCACGUACAUCUGUGAUGCUCUGAUGACCAUGGAUGUCCUGCUGUGCACUGCCUCCAUCCUCAACCUGUGUGCCAUCAGUGUGGACAGGUACAUCGCAGUGGUGGUGCCCCUGAAGUACAACAGGAACCAGUUCAGCGUGCGCCAGCUCGCCCUCAUCACUGCCACCUGGGUGCUCUCCCUGGUUGUGGCCAGCCCCGUCAUCUUCGGCCUCAACCAGGUGCCGGGCCGAGACCCGAGGGUGUGCAAGCUGGAGGACGACCGCUUCGUGGUGUAUUCCUCCAUCUGCUCCUUCUUCGUGCCUUGCCCCGUCAUGCUCUUCCUGUACUACUGGAUGUUCCGGGGGCUGCGCAGGUGGAGCUCUGGGAGGAGUCGCUCCCAGCUGACGAGGGGAGGCCGCUGCAGUCUCUCCCUGCGCCUCAGCUCCGCCCUGAGCAGGGAGAAGGCAGGGCCAGGGAGCGGGCAGGAGAAGGUGAUGUACCUCAUGCCCGCCGGAUUCAGCCCCACCUCCGUGUCCGCUGGGUCCGCCGCGUCGCCAACGGCAACCCCGAUGGCGGAGGAGCCACCGGACGGGGCUGGGUUGGGGACCGGGGGUGGGGCAGAGAGCGACCCCAUGACCACUCAGCUGGACAGCAUGUCGGAUGCAGAGCCCACGGAGAGGCCUCCGAGGGAGGGGGGCAGCGGCAGGGAGAACGGCCUGGCCAAGACCCGCGGGGGCAAGAAGAGCAGACGCAACAGCAAAAGCAGCAGAGUGAGCGGGAGGGAGCGCAAAGCCAUGAAGGUCUUGCCCAUUGUUGUGGGAGUGUUCCUGGCCUGCUGGACACCCUUCUUUGUGGUGCAUGUCACCAAGGUGUUGUGUGUGUCCUGCAACAUCGGGCCCACGCUGAUCUCCGUGGUGACCUGGCUGGGGUACGUCAACAGUGCUGUCAACCCCAUCAUCUACACCGCCUUCAACGUAGAGUUCCGGAACGUCUUUCACAAACUGCUCUGCUGUCGAACAUGAAACCGCCUCAAUGGGAAAAGUAUCUUUCACUAAACUCUUCAAUGUUACCUUUGACACCUGGAUAGGUUGUAUUGGACAUGCUGUUUGACUUCUGGAAGGUCUUUCACAAAACCUGUCUGUUGCUGAACAUGACAUCUUUAAUUUUUGGGGUUUACUGUAAGUGCUUGCCAGAUGUAUAGUGAUCAACAUUAAUUAAAAAAAUAUACAAAUAAAUAAACUUGGACACCCAUAUUUGCCCAAUGCCUUAGAGAACUUAGUGGACUGAUGGACAUGGACUCUUUUCCAGUGUUUUUACAUAGAAAAUCAAACAUUGCUGAGUUUCUUUCUGUAAAUAUUGAUUGCCUACAGUACAUGUGAAUACUGUUGAUAUCAUAGCCCAGAGGCAUAAAAAUGUGAACAGUUAAUGAUUAUAAAUGUAUUUGAUAUAGGUUUGUUAUUCUUGAAAUAAAAUAUUCACGUAUAAUUAGCAUUUUCUAUAAUGUGUAGGUUUGCUAUAAAUCUCACAGUAGUUGAUAUUGAACUAACUGUCAAAAAAUUAUCUAAAGGAUUCAAUCUGGGUUAAAACAACGAAUAUUAUUUUACAACUUUUACUGUUAGAGUGUUUGGAUGUUAUGUUGCAUCUCAAAAAAACCUGUGAUAGAACAUACAUUCUGAGCAGGGAGAUACAAAGUUAACAUAACAUUAUUAUAUAAUAAAACCUGUCCAAAUCAUAAGAGUAUUUUGAUUUGGGGAGUUAAAACUGUUUUUUGGGACAACAAUGACACUUCUAUUUUACUUAAAAAAAAUGUUGCCAGUGCAAAUGGGGAUUUUUUUUUAAAUGUUUACACAACCGUAAUCUAUUUUUCACAGCCAAUGGAAAUUGUGAAAGUGACAGUAUUAACAAUGACCUCAUUUGUAAUGUUAUGACUUGUGAAGUAUUGCAAAAGUGCUGUGAAGAGGUGUCUUUGACAAACUGUAAACAGCACGUCUUGUCAUUAAUAGCUGAAACGAUUAAAGGA